This is a messenger RNA of Capra hircus (goat), 817 nucleotides long. Its product is annotated as serum amyloid A protein. The record is from RefSeq and is a predicted model, not a curated record. NCBI's taxonomy places the organism in Eukaryota, Metazoa, Chordata, Mammalia, Artiodactyla, Bovidae. The coding region runs from base 302 to 694 and encodes 130 amino acids. Gene Ontology annotation, cellular component: extracellular region. The transcript is spliced from 4 exons.
AGUCCCUCCACUGCUGACAGGACAGCCGUCUUCCUGAUAUUGGCCACCAGGCAGAUCAGGCCUCCCUCAUCUCCUCAGGCUUGCACAACCAGCGAAAUGACCUGUGGAUGAGGACAGCCACUGCUGUCCGGUAAGUCACCCUUUGCAGAUGUAGGAGAAAUGACCUGCAGGGACUCUCCCCGGGUACCAGUCCAGCUGUUCUCCUCACCCCCGACCCUCCCAGUGAUGGCUCAGUAUAAAUACAGCCACCUCUCUGCAGCAGGCAGGGGCCAGCAGCUCUCCUCCACUGGGGAUCAGCACAAUGAAGCUCUUCACAGGCCUCAUUCUCUGCUCCUUGGUGCUGGGAGUCCAUAGCCAGUGGCUGUCCUUCCUUGGGGAGGCGUAUGAAGGGGCUAAAGACAUGUGGAGAGCCUACUCUGACAUGAGAGAAGCCAACUACAAGGGUGCAGACAAAUACUUCCAUGCCCGCGGAAACUAUGACGCUGCCCAGAGGGGACCAGGGGGUGUCUGGGCUGCUAAAGUGAUCAGUGAUGCCAGAGAAAAUAUUCAGAGACUCACAGACCCUCUGCUUAAGGGUACGACCAGUGGCCAGGGUCGGGAGGACUCGAGGGCCGAUCAGUUUGCCAACGAAUGGGGCCGGAGUGGCAAAGACCCCAACCACUUCAGACCUGCUGGCCUGCCUGACAAGUACUGAGCUGCCUCUAUCUCUGCUCAGGGGAUGGCAAAGUGAGUCCCCAAGUGAGGGACAAUGACCUAGAGAGUUCUCUGUCCUCAGAAGGCAGCAGAUCUAAUAAAUGCUUAAGAGAUGUAAUCCUGA